AUGCAUUCAGUUUUCUACAUUCUACUUUUGAUUGGCUCCAGUUUGGCACACUAUAGAGGCUAUGAAUCUAGAAACCAUAUCGAAAGGGAAGAGCCGCACACCGAGAUGGAUAGUUUAGUAGAAUGCCCAGUUUGUGAAAUCUCACAAGCACAUGAAGAAUGCACCAUCGACGAAGGCAAUAAGAGAUUCAAAAGAUGCCAAUGGGACACCUACUUCAACGAGAAAUGCGGCAACCGUUUGGACUGUUAUAGGGGACCCGGAGAGACCUGCACUGAGAAAAUGGAAAAUGAUAUCUACGGCCAGAAAUGUGCCCGAGGUUGCUACUGCGAUGGCGCCGUUCACCAGUGCGUCUGCGUCGGUUACAAAGUUGAUCACUACUUACGUUUAAUCUUCGCCAACCCACUUUACCGCUACCCGCUUCCUUCUCAAAGAGACGAGGAACACAAACCUUUAAUGCUACUAGCU
Molecule: messenger RNA, 465 nt
Organism: Brenthis ino (lesser marbled fritillary)
Lineage: Eukaryota; Metazoa; Arthropoda; Insecta; Lepidoptera; Nymphalidae
Source: the annotation of a GenBank genome assembly